UUACUUAGAGUUAUCUCAUUCAGACAAAGAGGAACCUUUCCAGCCUCGGGGCUCAGAAUGGUGAGCAUGCUGGUUCAUUAUCUCCAAGAACCUGCUUGGCUACUCUCACCUGUUAGGGUACCUGGCUCAUUCAGUCUCUCCCAUCAGCCUCUGAGGAACCAGGUGGCCAUCUUCUUGUUUCCUCCAAGAGGGGCAAUUUCACUUUCUGGGGCUGUGGACCUUCCUUCCAAACCCCACGGGUCUUGGAGCCACAGAACUUUACCAUCCCAGUCUCUGCUCAAGAGACGCUGGGCUCCGGUUAUGAACAAGCUCCCUGGACAACUCUGUUUCCUGCCUCACCCCACGAGUCCCUCUUCUUGGAUGUUUGCCUUUUUAUCCACCUUUUUCGUUCCUCCACAAUCCAGGCUGGGGCAGCAGGAGCAGCAGCAGGUUUCCACCCCGGGCUGGUCCCCAUUGGACUUCCCCCAACGCCUCAGGGGACACCUCUAGGCUGUUACUAAGACUCUCUCAAAGUCAGCCCUAGGGACUGCAGGAGGCGAGGGGCAGAAAAAAUUGGCACAAAGGUGCCUUGCCUGAGCUGUCAAAGGCUCAGAUGGAGAUUGCAGCCACCAAGAAGCAGCCAGAACUUCAGUCAAUUCUUUCCUACCCCACUCCUCCACCAUAGCACCUCCUCCAGCUAGGGGAAUGGUUUCAGUGAUAGAGAACCUGCCAACACACAAGAGUCCCUGAGGAAACAUAAACAAACAGAUGCGAUGUGGCAGUUUGAGCUCUGGGCUCUUCAACUUACUUCUCCUAUAAUGGAGUCCCUUAGAAUCCUCUGGAAAGGGAGAAAGAAGACACCUCUGGGUAGCCAAGGACUGGAUAAGCAAAUGCAUAAGAGUGCCUUGGAGCUAGACACAUCUCAGACAGACAGACAGGGAAAGGAGUUGCUAAUAGGUACCGAAGAUGGGAAUGUCUGCUGCUUUUCCCUCACUCCUGACCUGAGACAACAAGCCCUGAGGUCUUUUUUUCCUCCUGCCAGAGAGACCACCUAUAGCUGCUUGUGUUUGUGGGAAACUUCCUGGGGAGAUGCAACAACACAUAUCUACUCACCCCAGAAAGGGAACCCAGGACAGACCAAGGUCCAGAUACUGAUCAAGUCCAAAUUGGUGAACCAAUGAAUUUUGUUGGUAUUACUUGCAGGAGUAUGGCUGAAGGGUUACUUACAGAGGUGAAAAUGACUCAGACAGCUGUGUCACUAAAGCCCACCUGUAAUGGCUGGUUUUAUAUGUCAACUUGACACAAGCUGGAGUUAUCACAGACAAAGGAGACUCCCUUGAGGAAAUGCCUCCAUGGGACCCAGUUGUAAGGCAUUUUCUUAAUUAGUGAUCAAGGGGGGAGGGCCCUGCCCAAUGUGGGUGGUGCCAUCCUGGGCUGGUAGUCUUGGGUUCUAUAAAGAAGUAAACUGAGCAAGCCAGGGUAAACAAGCCAGUAAGCAGCACCCCUCCAUAGCCUCUGCAUCAGCUCCUGCUUCCUGACCUGCUUGGGUUCCUGUCCUGACUUCCUUUGGUGAUGAACAGCAAUGUGGAAGUGUGAGCUGAAUAAACCCUUUCCUCCCCAACUUGCUUCUUGGUCACGAUGUUUUGUGCAGAAAUAGAAACCCUGAUUAUACACCACCCCAGCAUGGGUGACAGCUUAAAAAGCUGGGAACCUGAAACAUACUGUGCAGCCUGCAGGCAGCUCAACAGAUUGGAGAGUCUCCUUUCUGGGUGUCUCAGUUGGUCUAAACCUCUUCCAGUCUGCUCGGAGGUUUCUGCUUCUUCCAGCUAGCUGGUCUGGCCUCAAGAGUCUUCUUUAUUUCUCAGCUUACCUGAGUUUUCUUUUGCAGUUUGGCUUUCCCUACUCUGGAGGGAAGGGGGCCUAGUGAAUCUGCUCAGUUUCAGGAACUUCCUGAAGCUGUUUGAGUUGUUUGACCUUCCUGCUUAAAGAGUUUCUGUUCAUAGAAUGUUUUAAUCUUGAAGGGAACUGUUACACAACUGGUCAGAUGUGUUCAAGGAGGUUCCAGAACUGGUUUACCUGAAGCUGUGGGCCUAUUUGUUCUCCUUUCUUUGUCUAAGUUAAUCAUCCCAAAAUUAGGGGAGGGAGGGAGGCUUGCCCUUCCUAAGGAGUUAAGACUUAAGAGUCACUGAACGACCCCUCUGUCUCUCCUCUGUGAAGGCUCUCUCUGUGCCUUGCUCUGUUUCUUCCAGGUUACUUUUCUUUUUUUCUGCCUUCUGUGAAUUUUUUCUCCUCUGCCUUGUAAUUCAUUGAUUGGUGGAAAAAACAAACCAGACAAGAUUUGCCAUGUGUAGCACCCUAGGCAGAUGUGUACCUGCCCCACAGUUCAUACUUAAAACACCUUUAUCCUACUUUUACUUAUGUACAUGAGUGUGUACCCAUGCAUAUGAAGGUGCCUGGGAGACCAGAAGAAUUUGCUGGAUCCCCUGGAGCUGGAGAUCCUCACAGUUGUGUACUGACUACUGUGGGGGCUGGCAGCAAACGCACUGAUCUGUCUACAAGAGCAGUGGGCCCUCUUAGUAGCCAAGUCCUCUUUCCAGGAGUAGGGUCCUGGCUCCAAUGAGAGAUUUCUAUGACAAUGCUCAAUUCUAUCUAUCAAAAUGCUUGAUUAGUUCUGAGUAAGCCAAAGUACUUCAUCCUUACAGUAACUUUCUGGGGGGUGGGGGGUGUCUCUUAUUGAUGCCCCUGCCUUACCAUAGGAAACCUGUUUGCUCAGCCAGUCUUCCUGUCAUUUCCCAGGGCAUGUUCUACUCUGAGGAGUGGACUCAGGCCAUGGUGUUUGCAAACAGGUGGUUGUUCCCUCUGUGUGAUGCUCAAACAUACAGACUAGAAUGUGGUCAUGGCCCUGGGGUCAGAUGAGCAGAAUCUAGUCCUGGUUUUACCAACAACCAACUUGUCUUGGAGCAGGACCCCAGGGAUCCUAGCCCACUAAAAGGGGACUGAAUGGUGUCUCAGGUCCAAGGGUUGCAGGGGCUCUGUGGUUGAGUCAGCAAGUUCCCCAGGCCUGCUCUGGAAGUAGGAGUCAUCCGGGAUAAACACUACUGUUUACCGAUUCGAAGGCAGUUCUCACUAGCAAGAGCUACCUCGGGACAGGGGGCUUUUCCGUGAUUUUUAUUCCCAUUUUGGCUUUUUCUCCAUAUUUUACUUUGAUUGGUUUCACGGUGCAAGAGAUGGAACCCAGAGCCGGGCGCAGACGCUACACCACAAUUAUCCUCAGCCCUCCCGGAUAUCUAAACUCACAAAGGCUGAAAGACCCUGAGCCGAGGGACGCCCUCCUCCCAGAUCCACAGUGAAGAAUCCGCGGCGAUCACUACAUCCUUGUUUUGAACACGAAGUUUCUCUCUGAGCUGUUUCAAGGGCAGGUCCUCCCGAGGGCCCAGCAGUGGCGGUGUCCACCAGGACGCAGAAUCGGAAUGCCAGAAAGCUGAGCCCGGAAAUGCCAGGUUGGGGAGUGGAGGAGACUAAGAGGGCCAGGCGUGGGAGCACCUGAGAACGAAACUCGCUCUUCCCGUGUGGUCUCGACCCAAGUUCAUUCGAGAACCCGAGUCUCGUGGUUGCUUUUGGCCGGACGGUCGCGGGAUCAUCUUUCCCUGGGCUCUGAGCGAUGGCGGCGCUGUGGCCCGCCCCUGCACCCGAGAACUCAGAUGACAAGCGCGAUAGAGCCGCAGGGCUGGGACAGCGCCCGGUGCCCCGCAGCCGGCGCUCAGUGCACAGGCCCGGGAGCGCGUCCCGCAGCGGCGGGCCAACGCUCGGGGCCGCCUCCUCCCAGACCCCGCGGGACUGGGAUCGUUGCACAAGGCCCUCCUCCCGGUCAAGGUGGAGGAAGUUGCCGGAGAGGCGGGAGGGGGGCAGCGCCUGUUGUUUUCCGCCAGCCGGGCGGGCUGGGCGCAGGGGCGGGGCGCGCGCCCCAGAGGCGAUUGUCGGGGCUCGGCCGGAGCAUCCUUGCCGGGGAGCCCCUCGCCGCGGGCCGGGGAGCCCCAAGAGCCCGGUGCACCCGGAGCUCCGCGCUUUCCCGGGAGUAGAUCUCCGGAGUGAUGGCCGGAUUGCGCGUCCUGCUGUGCCUCGGGGCGCUGCUGGCCCGCCAGGGCUCCGCAGACUCAGAGGCUGUGGCUAUCGGCGAAGUCCAUGAAAAUGUUACUCUACGCUGUGGCAGCUUGUCAGGAUCCAGAGGCCUGGUGACCUGGUACCGGAAUGACUCCGAGCCCGCCUUCCUGGUCUCCUCCAAUUCCAGCCUCCCUCCGGCUGCACCCCGUUUCUCUCUAGAGGAUGCAGGUGCCCUGCGCAUUGAGGCUCUGAGACUGGAGGAUGACGGCAACUACACCUGCCGAGAGGUUCUAAACGAGACCCACUGGUUCCCUGUGCAGCUUCGGGUGACCAGUGGCCCUGCCCACAUUGACGUUAACAUCUCAGCCACUGGCACCCUCCCCAAUGGCACCCUGUACGCAGCCAGGGGCUCUCAGGUGGACUUCAGCUGCUGCAGCGCUGCACAGCCUCCGCCCGAGGUGGAGUGGUGGAUCCAGACCCACAGCAGCGUCUCCGAGUCCUUGGGAAAGAACCUGUCGGCCAACAGCUUCACUCUGAUGCUGAUGUCCAAGAACCUCCAAGGCAACUACACUUGCUCAGCCACCAACGUGCUCAGCAGGAGACAGCGAAAGGUGACCACCGAGCUCCUGGUCUACUGGCCCCCUCCGUCAGCUCCUCAGUGCUCGGCGGGGUUGUCUCCAGAAUCAGCUAACCUGGAACUCACCUGUAACUGGGAUGGGGGAUACCCUGACCCGACCUUCCUGUGGACUGAGGAGCCUGGAGGAGUGGUCGUGGGGAAUUCAAAGCUGCAAACCCUGAGCCCGUCGCAGCUGUCGGAGGGCAAGAAGUUUAAAUGCGUUGGGAGCCACAUACUGGGACCAGAGUCUGGAGCCAGCUGCGUGGUACAGAUCUCAAGCCCCUUACUUGCAUCUCGGCCCAUGAAAACUUGCUUGGUGGGGGGCGAUGUGACGCUCACCUGCCAAGUGGAGGGAGCCAACCCACCUGCAAGGAUCCAGUGGCUGAGGAACCUCACGCAGCCGGAGACAGCCAUCCAGCCCAGCAGCCGCUAUGUCAUUACCCAGCAGGGCCAGAGCUCCUCUCUCACCAUCCACAACUGCUCCCAGGACCAGGAUGGAGGCUUUUACUUCUGCCGGGCCGAGAACCCUGUUGGGGUGAGGGCUGCAGAUAUCUGGCUGAGUGUUAAAGAACCUCUGAACGUCGGGGGCAUCGUGGGCACUGUGGUGAGCCUCCUCCUGCUGGGUCUGGCCAUCGUUUCGGGCCUCAUGCUCUAUUACAGCCCUGCUUUCUGCUGGAAGGCAGGGAGCACGCUCAGGGGACAGGACAUGGGUGACGUCAUGGUUUUGGUGGAUUCGGAAGAGGAGGAGGAAGAGGAGGAGAACAAGGGAGCUCUUGCUGAAGUGGUGGGGCAGGAGACGAGGGAGACAGAGGAGGAGUUGCCGAAAGAGAUAGGCAAGCAUGGACACAUUCACAGGGUGACUGCUCUGGUCAACGGGAACUUAGACCGCAUGGGGAACGGACUGCAAGAGUUUCAGGAUGACAGUGACGGACAGCAAAGCGACAUUGUUGAAGAGGAAGACAAACCAGUCUGAUGAAAAGGAUGCUCCACUGUCAGUGUUGUCUUGCAAGUUCGGUCUGUUUUGGCUGCCCCCUCACCGUGCUGCCCAGAGGAGCUUGCUAGGGACUGCUGGGGUCUCUGCAGCAGACACAUCUCUCCUUCCCUUAUCUCCCACUGCUUUCAUUUGGUGUGGGUCACCUCAGCGUUGUGAAGUGCACUGGGAAGGAGCAGCCCGUGUGGGGCGAAGCUGCAGUGGUGUCUGAGGGGACAGUUGGCCGUGACACCUGGCUCUACGCAGGUCAUUUACUGUGACACACUGAUUGGGGGCUGGGGAGGGGUGGGGGGCUUGGUACCUGUGCACUGUGCCACUACUCAAGGUUUGUAGCCUGCUUACCCAACACGAAUAUGGAAGCGGGGCUUUUUAGUCACCGUUGAGGUGAGGAACCAGGCACCUUCUGGGCAGACAGGAGGUGGCAGCUACCAGAAGACAGUUGCAUUGGGCCUGGGAGUCAGACUGAGGCUUGAAUUCUUGUUUUGCAUCACCUGUGAAGAAGUACCAGCUUUCCAAGCUCCUGAGAGAUGGAGAAGGUAGUUCAGGGAGGGGUUCCAAAGAGCUACUGCAGGAGCCUUCUUUGUAGACUCUCAGUCCCCCCCCACCCCAACUAUGCUUUUUCCCCUAGAGAGGUGCACCUUUCCUUAUAGCCUUCAUGGAGUACAGAGCAGAGCCGCGUGUAGUUAUAGAAGCCUACUACACGAUGGGCCUAAGGCUUCUCUUCAUGUGUCCUGUGCUAUAAGCAAGAGAAACAUUUCCUAACAGCAUCACUGGGUAUGAACUGGACAGAUGGUCCACUCGGCCUCAUUGUCUGUGUGUUGGAAAUGGGAGUAUGUUUCCAUCCUACUUACUAGGACAUGUUUCAAAAGAAAGUAGUGGGUGAUGACGUCAGCUUGAGAUGCCUAGGUUCUGGGGAUUUUUUUAUUAUUUUUUUUAAAAUUUCAUCUAAACGUUCUGAAGUCAGGGAUCUUCUAAGGGUGCAAUAAGUCUGUGCUAACCAUGAAAAUCUGACUUGAAAUUUGCAUUUUAUAUUUUGUGCACAUCCCGCUCAAACAGGACAUGAUCUAAGGCUUUAUGGACCUCCUAACGCUGGGGCCCAAGAUUCCUGAGGAGUCUGGUUAACAGAAGUACCUGCACGGUGGGGAGGGGCUCUCUGUUCUCUCUGAGUGCAGGGACUGCAGUGAAGAAACCACUCCUGGCGUGGCCCAUCCAUUGGAGCCCUUGGGAAUAGCUGUGAAGUGCAGUUCUCUUGCUUUGUGGUGCCUCAAGCACUGGAUCCAUCACUCUGGAUCUUUUCAUUUCACAGCGGGCUACUCAGGUUGCCAUCAGUCCUGGGAGCUGGCCUUUCCUUUGAGGCCCCAUGAUAGAGUUUCUGAGUUUGUCUGUGGCUCAGAGGCAACUUUAAAAGAGAAGUCAGAUGGGAAGUUGCUAGCUGGGAACAGGGUGAACGUUCGUGAGAUCACUGGGUGCUUCCCACAGCUUCCUCUCGUGCACACACCUGGUGGCAGGAAAUGUUUGAGGGUUUUUCCACUAGCAUAUGGGAGCUUCAAGGGCUUGGUGCCAAAUGCUGUUCUGAUACCCUGGCCAGUUAUCAUUGUCGCUUUUCUUAGCCUGUGUGCACAUUUAUAAAAUGGCAGGUUCACAUAAGAGCCCAGGCACUCAAGGGCUUUAAGGACUUGUGAAAAACUGGAGCCCACAUUCCCUCUUUCCCUUAGUGAGAUCCAUACCCAGAUCUCAAGGCAUUAUAGAUAAAGGUGUUACAUGGGAAAGUACAACUUGUGUGUUGCUCUUUAAAAAAAUAAUUCUUAUCUGCACACAUUAGUUAACUCAAGAGAUCCACUUGUUAGAAGUAGGAAGAAAACCGCCUCAUGGUCGUUUUAAUCACAUUGAUUUCCCUCAAAAUCCAGUAGUCAUGGGAAACGGGCUCUGCACGCCUGUGGCUUUGGCAUUAGCUCCAUUUCUCACAAUCAUAGAAGGACGCGUCAUCUUCACUGGGUACGGCUUUGUACACUAAGUGCCAAUCGCAUUUCUCACCACAGGACUGCCUACCGGCCGCUGCAAAGGAAAACCGCAGGCGGUUCAACGUGGUUGACCUUACCAUUUCAAAGGGGAAAUUUGGGAGGAAUUUAGUUCCAAGGUUAUAAAUUUUUAAGACUUUGGAAUAAAGAAUAAAGUUACUUUUUUAAAACAUA
This is a messenger RNA of Rattus norvegicus (Norway rat), 7879 nucleotides long. It is a transcript of the gene Vsig10, whose product is annotated as V-set and immunoglobulin domain containing 10. Gene Ontology annotation, cellular component: axon. Lineage: Eukaryota; Metazoa; Chordata; Mammalia; Rodentia; Muridae. The record is from RefSeq and is a predicted model, not a curated record.